AUGGGUCUUCUUGGAACCUUUCAAGACUGCGAGGAUAGUGAUUGCGUGGUGAAAUGCCGAGGUGCAGAGUUCAAGGUCCACCAGAGUACUCUCCGCGAGGCAUCCCCGCUCCUCGAUGUAUACUUCGGUUGCUGCUCUAAAAAAGACGAAAAGGUGGUCUUGGGGCUUCAUGAUUUUGGAAUGCACACUGUUCAAGCAUUGCUGGAGUUUAUGUAUUGCGCAAACUACUCGCUCGGGUCAGAUACCAUCAAAGACCUAAAAACCAAAUGCGAAACAGGGCCAGAAGCAAUGGGGACCGCAGCAUUUUGGAAUUCGGAAAACACUAUCGGACAAGAGAAUCUUGUAGCCGCUUGCAUGUUCCACAUGACCGUGGGAAUCGCCGCGCGAUACUAUGAGAUGAACUCCCUCGACGAUCUCUCCAGACAUAAAUUCGAGAUGUCCUUGUCUGGGGUUGAAGCCGAGGGCUUGGCUCAAGUGGCGCGGAACGCUGAUCGACCGACAGUUGACUUGGAGACGCAACGCCUGGUUGCUAGGGCAGUUGUAGGGGCAAUGCAGAAUGAGGACAAUAAGCAUCAUCUCAAGUACCUCGACAUGUCAAAGAUGUCAGAGGAAUUUCGUAAACUAGUUAACGAGAAUCUUGCGUGUCGGCUGAAAGCUGAGGAAAACCUCUCAAAGAGGCUGCAGAGAACAGGAGUACUGCUCUGA
This is a messenger RNA of Clonostachys rhizophaga, 705 nucleotides long. The record is from the annotation of a GenBank genome assembly. NCBI's taxonomy places the organism in Eukaryota, Fungi, Ascomycota, Sordariomycetes, Hypocreales, Bionectriaceae.